AGUUAAAAACAUAGUAUUUCACUGAAACGUCACAUGAUCGAACAACAAUGGCGGCGUAAAUGUGCAUCGUUUUCAGAGAAGACACAAUUAAAGCGCCCUGCAGUAAAUGAGCUCAAAACCUAUAACGCGGAUCCGUUAUAACGCUGUUUCGCGGCUCGGAUCCCAUUGACUGCGCUAUAUUGGAGUUACAGUGUACAUACAUACAGCGUUCUCUGGAGGGUCAGAAGCUAAACAAAUUAACACUAAGAGUGAAGCAAGAUGGCACUGUCAAGGCAAAUCCGCUUCUACAUCUAUUUAAGCACUGCCCUGUCAUCAUGGGGUGAUCGUAUGUGGAUGUUUGGAGUAGGCAUGUUCAUGGUUAUUAUUGCACCAGACAAUCUACGUGUCACUGCGGUCUUUGGGCUCUCAAGUUGCGCAGCCAUGCUUCUGUUUGGGCCGUUGGUGGGCCACUGGGUGGAUAAAACCCCUAGACUUAGAGCUGCCCGAACAAGUCUGGUGCUCCAAAAUACAAGUGUGAUCAUUUGUGCCGGUAUCAUCUACGUCGUGAUCACCCUAAAGGCAAAGAUACAGACCACAUGGUCGAACGAGGGCCUGUUGUACCUCUGUUAUGCCAUCAUCAUUCUUAUUGCAAUUAUCUCCAAUUUGGCGAGCAUGGCCACAAAUAUUGCCGUCCAGAAAGAUUGGGUGGUGGAGAUAUGCUCUCGAGACAAACAAGUGUUGGCAACUAUGACAGCAACUUUGCGUAGAAUCGACUUAAUGAACAGCCUUGUGGCACCCAUAGCAACUGGGCAGAUUAUGUACUAUGCCUCUGCUGGCAUUGGUGCACUGUUCAUAGCCGGAUGGAAUCUAGUCUCAGUGUUUGUGGAAUACUUUUUGCUCCAGCAAGUCUACAAACUGUGUCCAACUUUGGCCAGAGACAAAACUGAUAAACCUAUUGAGGAAGAGGCACACGGAGCUGAGGAGCUUGUCGUGCUAAAAUCAAGUCCUGAAGAUGUGGAACUUCAUGAAGGCAAAAUCGUGGCUGAUGGACCAGACCAGAAUCAAUCCAAAACCAUGGUGACAGAGAGCCAAUCAGAACCCCUAAAUGAUAAAUCUACAAGUAAGGAAGUGAAGAAGAGCCCAGAGUUGGAUGUUAAACGAAAAACAGUUUGUCAGAAGAUGUUUUCUGGCAUUCUAAUACUGGUUCGAGGGUGGAAGAUAUACAUGGGCUACCAGGUGGCCUUUGCAGGUCUGGGUCUGGCCAGUCUUUAUAUGACAGUGCUUGGCUUUGACAAUAUAACUAUUGGUUACGCAUACACACAGGGUAUCAACGAGUCUAUAAUAAGCAUCAUAAAGGCAGUAGGUGCGGUAUCAGGAAUCCUUGGCACUCUACUGUACCCACUAUUUCGCAAGAGAAUUGGGUUACAGAGGACCGGGCUGCUGGGAUUCUUCCUUUUAGUCAGUUUCCUGUGUUUAUGUGUGGGCUCAAUUUGGGCUCCCGGAUCACCAUUUGACCCACUUUCAAGCAAACCACCAUCCCGGGUUUGUAAUGGUACCCAAGAUUUUCAAGAUUCCUCACUGACAAAUAACAAUACAAUCCCAAAGGUUGUUGUAUCUGCUAUUAACACUGCAAGUGCUACCUCAAAAAUGGAUUUAACCACCCUGGGAGGACCAGGUUACAAUGGUUCUGUGAUAUCGAAGAACCAGACAGGAAGUGCCAUCACUGGACAUGAAGUGCCAUGUACGGAGGCAGCAGGGUGGGUUCGGUUUACGUCGGUGGCUCUACUCCUGGCAGGCAUUACGGGAGCAAGAUGUGGACUGUGGAUGGCUGACCUGACGAUAACGCAGCUAUUUAUGGAAAGUAUUCGCGAAAAUGAGCGAGGCAUCGUGAACGGCGUGCAAACAUCCUUAAACACAAUGAUGGACAUGCUCAAGUUUGUUCUGGUGAUUGCUAUUCCGCAACCAGAGCUAUUUGGUUUCCUCAUCCUGCUCUCAUUCUCUUUCAUCUGUAUCGGCUGGAUGCUUUUUGCAAAAUAUUCCCACAGCGCACGAGGCCACUUGUUCCAUUUUGGAAAGUGCAGUGACCGGAAGAACAAUAAUGAUGCCAUGGCUGUUGCAACUGAUGCAAGCAAUUAAUGUGUUGCAGAUUUGAAGAUGUUUUUCAUGAGUUUUUAAGAUCAAGUUAUGAUCACUUGUUUUAAACUAUUUAUGAAAGCUUUUUUCUGUUUUACAUGUUUUUUUUAUAGAUAACUUUAACAUAUUAGUCUGUCUUGUUAAUUUUAUGAUACAUUUUUAAAGAUUUCUAUAUUGCCAGAAUUUCUUCUUCUACAUGUAGACAUGAUUUGUUAAUGUAAAAGAUAUUUUCACAGGGAGACAUAGAACAUGCUUUUACAAAGCAUGUCAUGGUCUUAUAUAGAAAUCCCAACACUUUCCAGAUUUUUGUAUUUUGUUCAAAAGCAUUAUUGUCCAUGUUUUCAUUGGCAGCUGCAAAAUAAUCAUAACUGAAUGUACCGGUAUUGAAAAUAAACCUGCAAAACCUU
Molecule: messenger RNA, 2519 nt
Organism: Dreissena polymorpha
Lineage: Eukaryota; Metazoa; Mollusca; Bivalvia; Myida; Dreissenidae
Product: solute carrier family 40 member 1-like
Exons: 9
Coding region: 259-2115 (618 amino acids)
Biological process (GO): iron ion transmembrane transport
Cellular component (GO): membrane
Molecular function (GO): iron ion transmembrane transporter activity
Source: RefSeq, a predicted model, not a curated record